Molecule: messenger RNA, 1234 nt
Organism: Rhododendron vialii
Lineage: Eukaryota; Viridiplantae; Streptophyta; Magnoliopsida; Ericales; Ericaceae
Product: glycine-rich RNA-binding protein 2, mitochondrial-like
Exons: 5
Coding region: 161-991 (276 amino acids)
Molecular function (GO): RNA binding
Source: RefSeq, a predicted model, not a curated record
GAUCCAGCGGUUCACAACUAUUUCAACACUCCCUAUAGUAGUAUUUCAGUCCCGAAACGUCCCUCUCGUAAAACCCCACCCCAUUUCUAGGGUUUAAAGCAUCUCCCCAUAGAGUCAGAGAGAAGAAGAAGUCGAUCGUAUCAGAACUCACCGGAAAGCAAUGGCACUGUUUAGUAAAGUUGGGAAUAUACUGAAGCAGACUGUGAGCAAGAACAUCAAUACUGAACUUUGUGGAUCCAAUUCUUCUAUCUUCCAAAUGAUACGAUGCAUGUCAUCUUCGAAGCUCUUUAUUGGAGGAGUCUCAUAUGCCACAGAUGACACAAGUUUGAGAGAAGCUUUUGAGAAGUAUGGAGAAGUUGUUGAAGCAAGAAUAAUUAUGGAUCGUGAAACUGGUAGGUCCAGAGGGUUUGGCUUUGUUACAUACAGUAGUGGUGAGGAGGCUUCUGCUGCUCUCCAGGCCUUGGAUGGACAGGAACUUCAUGGCCGAAGGGUGAGGGUGAACUUUGCAAACGAUAGAGCACCAAGAGUUGGCGGUGGUGGCGGCUAUGGCGGCGGCGGCUAUGGUGGAGGAGGUGGUUAUGGUGGCGGUGGUGGUAACUAUGGAGGCGGGUACGGUGGGGGUGGGUAUGGUGGCAACAACUAUCCAAGUGGAGGUGGAGGUGGUGGUGGUUAUGGAGGAGGCAACUUUGCGCAAGGUGGCACUUAUGGAAGUGGAACUGGUUCAGACAGUUUGAGCCCUGGUAAUUAUGGAGGUGGCAGCAACCAGGGUUUUGGUGUUGAUGGAGGUGCUGGCGGCAGUGAUAACUUUGUUAGUGGUGAUGGUGGAAAUACAGGAUUGGGGGUUGGUGGGGAUCAUUUUGGUAGCACUGAAAACAGCAACAUUGCUGAUGCUUCUGGGGGUUUUGACGCCCAAGAAGAUUCCAUUGAGGGAAACUACAAGGAGGAUGAUGAUGAUGCUGAGCCUGAUGAUUAUGCCAACAGAAGGGCCUAAAGACUACUUGGGAAAACUUGCAAAUGGCAAGAAUACACAGUCAGUGAAUACUUGGAACUUCCAUGUUUCUUGUUUACUGGCUUAGCGCUCUCUCUCUCUCUCUCUCUCUCUCUCUCUCUCUGAACUACAUUUGUUAAUGCUGGAUUCAACUUUGUAAACUUGAGUUUGCUGCAAUUUUCGGUUGUAAGAUUCUGUAUUGACAAGUGGUGGUAGAAUAUUGUGGUUCAGGUAUACAAUUUUUUU